UGAAGAAUGAGGUGUUUCCAUUGCAUUUAUCUGACUUCCCGACUCAGCAUGUGGAAGCAUAUCGGCUGCUAGAGGACAGGAAACACAAACUCUCACCUGAGACUGCCGCCCUCUGCCUGCUUCGACAACAGCACACACUACUGGAGACUGAGAUCAGCAGGAAGAGGAAGGAGUGUGAAGUCCUUGAGGAGGAGGUGAAGAAAAAGAGCCAGUCAUGUCAAACUCUAGAGAGUGAGCUUCAGCAUGUUCUGCAGGAGAAAGCGCGUCUGAAUCUACGCUUGUUCAACGAUAACCAGAAGGCAGCAAAGUAUGAGCAGGUGAAAAGCGAGUAUGAGCAGCUGCAGGAGGCUCUGUACACUGUGACAGUGGAGAGAGAUUGCGCUCUGUUGGAGAGGACUGAGCUCCAAGGCAAACUGGAGAACCUAGAGCAGGUGCUGAAGCAUAUGCGAGAGGCUGCGGAGAGGAGGCAGCAGCUAGAAUUAGAGCAUGAACAAGCAUUGGCUGUCCUCAGUGCCAAGCAGCAGGAGAUUGACCUUCUGCAGAAGGCUCAGGUUGAGGCUAAGAAGGAGCAUGAAGGUGCCGUCCAUCUGUUAGAGAAUCACUUGGACAGCAUGCAGGCUAAAGUGAGAGAACUGGAGGAAAAAUGCCGGACGCAGAGUGAGCAGUUUAACCUGCUUUCAAAAGAGCUGGAGAAGUUCAGGCUGCAGGCUGGGAAGUUGGACAUCCUGAGCAGCAGUCAGUUGACAGGGGGUGAUUCGCCCGGCUCACCCACCAAACCCCUUACCCUCUCCCAACUCCUCAACGGCCUCACUGCCCCUUCAGGGAAAGGUAAUGAGGAUUCGAUGAGUAAGAUCUCGGAGCUCAUCCGGCCUCUGCAGAUGACUGAGGGGGAAAAGGUAGAGCUCCUGUCUGUCAAACCUAGUUUCCUGUCUCGCAGCACACCCUCCAGCCCACGGCGGGGCUUCCUCUCUGAGGUGCGGCCUGUCAUCGCCACUGCUAUGGACAAAGAGCUUGGCUCGUCCCCCAGGUCUAAGUCCAGAUACACAGGCAAAGUGCGUCUGUGUGUUGCCCGCUACAAUUAUAACCCUUACGAUGGCCCCAAUGAGCAUCCUGAAGCAGAGCUCCCCCUGGUGGCUGGGAAGUACCUGUAUGUUUAUGGAACCAUGGACGAGGACGGCUUCUAUGAGGGGGAGUUGUUGGAUGGACAGCAGGGUCUCGUUCCCUCCAACUUCGUAGACUUUGUCCAGGAUGAGGAGCUUCCCUCGGCUCCUCUCUUGGACCACAUCAAGGAACCGUCCUACCUCAACCAUAGCCCUGCCUCCAUGCCCAGCAGCGCCGUAAGCACUCUGAGCACGCUGCUCUCAGAGAAGCUGGAUGCCCUGGGCUCGGGCACCGGGACAGGCACCAGCAGCAGCAGUGGCGUAAGCAGCUUGGGUAUGAGCACGGGGCUGGGCAUGGAUUAUCUGGGACCCUGCAGCAACGGCACAGGCACGCUGGACGUGAACAUCGACGAGAUCGGAGAAGACAUCGUGCCUUACCCUCGCCGCAUUACCUUGAUCAAACAGCUGGCCAAGAGUGUUAUCAUAAGUUGGGACCCUCCAGUGGUGCUCCCCGGAUGGACGCCUAUCAGUGGCUACAACGUGCUGGUUGAUCAGGAGGUGCGCAUGAGCAUUCCCUUCGGUGGACGCACCAAAUCUCUGAUCGAGAAGCUGAACUUGACCGUCUGUACGCACCGCAUCUCCAUCCAGAGCAUGACAGAACGGGGCCUUUCCGAUCCGCUGCGCUGCACACUUCUGGUGGGGAAAGACGUGGUGGUGGCGCCCUAUUACCUUCGUGUGGAAAACAUCACUCAAGCGUCUGCCGAGCUCACCUGGAUGCCGAGCAACAGCAACUACAGUCACAUGAUCUUCUUGAAUGAUGUGGAGUAUGAUGUAGUGAAGCCUGGAGGCUACAAAUACCACUUCUACAACCUGAAGCCCAUGAUGGUGUAUAAGAUACGGGUGGUGGCCCGACCGCAUCAGAUGCCCUGGCAGCUUCCUCUUGAGCAGAGGGAGAAGAAGGAGGUCUCGGUGGAGUUCUGCACACAGCCAGCCGCUCGCCAUGCGUUCUUGCAAAAACCUGAAGUUGGUACUUCAAGACUGAAUUGCUCCAGUGGUCCUCCUUUACCUCCUCAGGAUGUGCAAGUACAGUUGGGACAAACACCUGGAGUCUUGCAGAUUCGGUGGAAACCCCCUACCCUCACUCCAACCGGCACUUCCAAUGGAGCCAGUGUAAUGGGCUAUAUAGUAUGCACUAAAGGUCAAAAGAUAGCAGAGAUAAUGCACCCUACAGCAGAUUUCGUUACGGUGGAGCUGAACCGUAUCCAGUGUCUGGAAGCACGGGAGGUCAUUGUGAGGACAAUAUCAGCACAAGGAGAGUCGCAGGACUCUCCCGUGGCCACCAUUCCACACAGCCUCCUGGUGCCUCACCCCCAUGGACACCUUCAUCUCCAGUCUCACCCUCAGACUCACCCGCCGCCAUACCCGCAAGCCUAUCCCCCGACCCAUCCACAACCGCACGUCCAGCCCCACUCUGUCCCACCAUCCCAUCCUCAUCCGCAACCCCACAUCCACCCCCCACAUUCUUCGUACCCAAUGUCUAAACCCAAACUCCUACCAAGUGCCAGAGACCCCCAUGCCAAAGAGUCAGAGAUGGGCAGGCGACUGGGGCAGCCCUGGGAGCCGCAUCCCCGGGCACCAUCACCCCUACCGCCCCAUUCUCACCAAGGACACACGCUGGAGCUCCCUCAUGUAGAGGGUCGGCGCUCACCCUCCCCUCAGAGGAUCUUGCCUCAACCUCAGGGAGUGCCCAUUCCCAAUACAGUGGCCCGCGCCAUGGCGCGCCAGGCGGCGCAGAGAAAUGCCCCAAACAGCAGGGUGGAAAGGAGGAACAUCUUCAGCGACAGGGGUAAUGCCCUGCACUCUUUAAACUCAGACGAGGAAGAGGAAGGAUAUGAUUCCCCUCAUGCCAGGCGACGAGGAGCUUCUGUGGACGAGUUUCUCAGAGGUUCCGAGCUCGGCAGACAUCAUCAUCACUACAGUCACAGUGACGAGUAUUACACAGAGAGCAGUCGGGGCUCCGACCUGUCCGACAUUAUGGAGGAGGAUGAGGAGGAGCUGUACUCAGAGAUGCAGCUGGAAGAAGGCCGCCGCCGCAGCAUCAACUCACACAACACACUAAAGGCGUAUUACAGGCGUCAGGAUCUAGCGGUGGAGCGGGACAGUUGGGACCUGCAGCGGGAGGUGGUACGACAGCGCUCCUUGCGCUCUCACAAGAGGCUCCACAGCAUCCCGGAGGUUGCAGAGGAGGAUCCAGACACCGGGGUGGAGGUCAUGGGCCAGCGCCUGCGUUUCGAGGAGGCUCGUCCGGGUACUCCCUGCAGAAGUCCACGACCCUACCACCAAGACUCACGCCAGUCAAACCACCUCUCUCCAAGCAAGUGUGUUCGUAGGCUGCAGAGGCAACGCUCUUCUCCACGCUACACCUCAAUAGAGGAGCGUCCGCCAUGCUGGAGCAGCAGUAGUAGCCGGCAGACCACCAAGAGCCCUGACAGUGGACUAGACUGCGGCAGUGAGGAAGAGGGUUCCCUUGGUUACCGCGGAGGCUACCAUUCUUACAUGGGGGGCAGCCCACUGCGCGUAGGUUCUGGCCCCAACAUGCGGUUAAUCCACAGCGAGGGACCAGUGGAGCGGCGCGCUCUUGCUGCUGGCAGGAAAAGGACAUUGACCCGGCAGUGCAGUGUGGAGGAGGACUACCUCAACGCCAUUCCAGAGACAAGGAGCAUGCGAGAGUCGUACCACCACUACCACUACCAUCCGCACCAUCACCAUCCCCAGCGCAGAUUCCGGAGCGAGGGCAGGCUGAGCGAGGUUGGCAGGACCUAUCACAGGGACAUUAGGGCCUACUCUGUGGCCAGACUCAACAGGGCAAUGGAUGAACCCCUGAUUUUAGGGAGCUCUCCCUCAACGGGACGCUCGGAUCGACUGGACCAUUCUGGCCGUAGGACAGGUCAUGGCUGUCCACCUGCUCAGAGAAGACCAAUGACGGUCCCUUCUAUUGAGAUUACCAUGGAGAAUAACAGUGAGGGGAGUGAGGGGAGCCUCUCACCAAUCAAGGACGAUGUUUACUAUACCAAUGUAGCCCACCGCAGGAAAUGGCCCACACAGCGAACAGAGCACCGAUAUGAUGGUUAUGGAGGACGGGAACGGCGGUCUCCAGACUACUAUGAGUCAGAGCCAGAGGACUUGUCUCGAAUCUUUGUGGCCAUGUUUGACUAUGAUCCUCUGUCAAUGUCACCCAACCCUGAUGCUGCUGUUGAAGAGCUUCCCUUCAAGGAGGGCCAGAUCAUAAAGGUGUUUGGAGAGAAGGACACAGAUGGAUUCUACAGGGCAGAGAUCUGUGGCCGCAGGGGCCUCGUCCCCUGUAACAUGGUCUCCGAGAUUCAGACGGAUGAUGAUGAAAUGAUGGACCAGCUGCUCAAACAGGGCUUUCUUCCACUCAACACACCCAUUGAGAAAAUAGUAAAUUGCAAUAGGUUCAAAGAUGGCCGUUCAGUUAAUCGCAGGUCCCGGAAAUCCAAGAGAGAGAGGAACAAAAGGAGUGGAAGACAACAUGCAGUGUCGACGCGGAGGAUGGUGGCACUGUAUGAUUAUGACCCCAGAGAAAGCUCGCCUAAUGUAGAUGUGGAGGCCCACUAUGGGGGCAGCUUGCAGAGCGAGGAGGCUGAACUGACGUUUUGUGCAGGUGAUGUGAUCACAGUGUUUGGAGAGAUCGACGAGGAUGGUUUUUACUAUGGGGAGCUCAAUGGACACAAGGGUCUGGUCCCCUCCAACUUUCUCGAAGAAGUGCCUGAUGAUGUUGAGGUUUACCUCACCAACACCCCGAGCCGCCACCCACAGGACCACCCAUCCCGGACAAAGAACAAAAGGGUCCCGGUGGAAAAAGCGGGCCCUCCCAGAAGAAGUGCCAUCCCCACAGUGCGCCCACACACCCCAGGGCUCUGUGGUUCCGUCUGGAGCCCCCGACCUGAAUCUCAGAAAACAGGACUGCUCUCCAAAGGAAAGAGUCUGUUGAAAAGGCUUGGUGCUGUCAAAUAGUUUCACAUUCAUUCUCCUCACAGCAGCUGGCUUUAGGAGAUUGGAAUUAAGGAGAAAUUGAAGAGGUGGGGAGAAGAAGAAAAAGAAUCUCCCAUCGUCGUUUUUUCACAUAGACUGGAUCAAACAUGGAAAAUAGAAAGCGAAAUGGUGCAAACUAGGGCUUUCAUGACCACAAUGUUGAUGAAACUGUAAACCCAAACUCUGUUUGCCCGUGUUUGAUUCUGAAAAGCACAGAAAUGCUCGCUAAUGUGAGUUAUUAUGAUGUCCUGUCUUAAAAACACAGUAAUCAAAUGCAAUCAAUAUUAUAUUAACAACGACAAUAAUUAUUAUUAUUAUGCUCUCUGUUUUGAUUUAUUGUGAUGUCUUAAAUAUCACUGUAAAAAAGGGAUAAUUA
Messenger RNA from Danio aesculapii, 5529 nucleotides. RefSeq names its product RIMS binding protein 2b (gene rimbp2b). The transcript has 28 exons. The record is from RefSeq and is a predicted model, not a curated record. The coding region runs from base 444 to 5135 and encodes 1563 amino acids. Gene Ontology annotation, molecular function: protein binding. NCBI's taxonomy places the organism in Eukaryota, Metazoa, Chordata, Actinopteri, Cypriniformes, Danionidae. Gene Ontology annotation, biological process: neuromuscular synaptic transmission.